GUCAUUUUGAAUAUGUUUUAGAUAAUAAAAGGGUGCUUAUUUAUACAUUGUUUGGUAUUGGACAUAUUCAAUAGUAAUAUAUAACAUAAUGAAUGACCCUUUUGAGGCUAAGGAGAGCAACUUUGAGGAUAACCAACGAUGGUUCUUGCUUGAAUAUUAUUUCCUUUUUACUGUCAUUUAAAACUACAAUCGCAUUCUGAUCCAAUUUUUAAAAAGGCUAGAUACCAGAUGUGCAAAAGCAGAACGUAGUGUCAUAGUGUAUUGAAGAAAACAUCAUUGUAUUUUGGUAACUGAAUCGUACUCUACAAACGCGUUUAAUUUUUGAAUUCGCGAAUUUCAUUACGCGACUCUUUUUUUCUGUACAAUACAAUCCAUGGAGUCUGAUUCGUUUGGAUUCCCAUUCCAGCCUUACUCUAUUCAAAAGGACUUUAUGAAAGCGCUAUACAGCACACUUUCAGAAGGGAAGAUUGGCAUAUUCGAAAGUCCUACUGGUACGGGUAAAUCGCUGAGCCUUAUAUGUGGAUCGUUAACAUGGCUAAAGGAUCAAGACGAAAAAGAAACUGAAACCAAAGAGCCCACUUUCAAACCGAAAGCAAAUCAACCAGAUUGGGUCACUGCCCUACAGACUACUUCAAGUAACAACAAGCAAAAAGUCGAAUUGGAGAGAAAAAGACAAGAAUUAAAGGAACGUAUCCAGCGUGUGCGUCAAUUGGAAGAUGACAAUGGUAUCAUUAAAUUAGCGGCAAGAAAGAAUAAAAAGCAAUUCAAGAGCAAUAAAGCAGUAGAAGAAGAAGAUGAAGAGUUUCUAGUGAAUGACUAUGAAAGUGGCGAUGAAAAUGAUCCCACUGCAAGCCCUAAAAUAAAGCAAAAUAUAGAUCAAAACUCAAACCUUUCUAAAGAAGUACAAGAAUUGCUGGCCAAAUUUGAAGCAAAGAAGGCACCUACUAUAUCGUAUAAUGAUAAAGAAGAAGACUUAGAAUUGGAGCAAGAAACCAAGAUAUAUUAUGCUUCCAGAACACAUUCACAAUUGUCUCAAUUUGUUCAUGAAAUCAACAAAACAAUGCACGCUAAAGAUGUAUAUGAAGUGUCGCUUGCAUCUAGAAAGAACUUGUGUAUUCAUUCGGAUAUCAAAAAGCUCAAUAAUCUCCACAAAAUCAAUGAAGCAUGCCUUGAUCUACAAAAGAAAGGCUCCAAAAAGAAAUCUUGUCAGUAUUUGCCAUCAUGGGAUAAUACAGCCAAAUGGAACGAAUUUCGGGAUCAUGCACUGGCUCGUGUAAGAGACAUUGAAGACUUGGUAGAAGUAGGUGAGAAGCUCUCUAUUUGUCCAUAUUAUGGAUCAAGGAAUGCAGCAAAAUCAGCAAGACUUGUUGUAUUGCCUUAUCAACAUCUAUUACACACUAGCACAAGAGAGUCUUUGAAUAUAUCAUUGAAGAACAGUGUAGUCAUUAUCGAUGAAGCACACAAUUUGAUGGAAACAAUAACAUCCCUCUAUACUGUCUCACUCUCUUUAUAUCAAAUUCAACUUGCUUGGAAUCAACUAAACCUGUAUAUUCAAAAAUACAAGACACGAUUAAAGGGCAAGAAUAUCGUCUAUAUCAAACAAAUCUUGAGUAUUAUCAAAAUUCUGAUUCGACAUUUAACGCCUAAAGAAGAAAGUCAAAGAAAAGACAAUGUGAUGCAUGUCAAUGAAUUUGUACAUGCUUGUGGGAUUGACCAUAUCAACAUGUACAAAAUCAAAAACUAUUUAGAAGCAAGUGGACUUGCACGAAAAUUGAACGGAUUUAUAGAUAAAGCAAGAGAAAAGGAGCAAGAAGAAAGGUUAAAAAAUCCUAAUACUCAACCCUCGCCUUCAUUAAAUUCUUCAACAUUGACCUUGACACAGAUUGAAUCAUUCCUAAUGGCACUUACAAAUCCCGACAAGGAUGGUCGUAUUGUUACCGGUUUUGAGAGUGCAGACAAUACAGGUGCAUCUAUCAAAUACAUGCUCCUUAAUCCAGCGGAUGCUUUUAAGCCAGUAGUGGAAGAAUCAAGAAGUGUCAUUCUAGCUGGUGGUACAAUGGAACCUAUAUCCGAUUUUUUACAUCACUUGUUUCCUUUUAUCCCUAAUGAAAAGAUUAGACACUUUUCUUGUGGUCACAUUAUACCACCAUUCAAUCUUUCUACUACCACACUCGAGCAAGGUCCUUCAGGGAAGCAAUUUGUGUUUAAUUAUGAAAAUAGACAAGACUUGAAGUUGAUGGAUGAAGUAGGACAAUCGAUUGUCAACCUGGUCAAUGUCAUUCCAGAUGGAAUUGUUGUAUUCUUUCCUAGUUUUACUUAUCUUGAACAAGUCUACAAGAGGUGGUCUACAGUUGAAAGUGGAUCUAUUCUGGAGCGUAUACAAAAACGAAAAAAGAUAUUCAAAGAGCCUAGAGAGAGCAAUAUGGUUGAAGCAACACUUCGAGACUAUACACUACAAAUUGAUUCUCCUGACAAGAAUAUGGGAGCCAUGUUAUUAUGUGUAGUGAACGGCAAAAUGUCUGAAGGUAUCAAUUUCUCUGACAGGCUUGGAAGAGGUGUGAUUAUGAUUGGAUUACCUUUUGCAAACAGAGGAUCAGUAGAAUUGAUUGAAAAGAUGAAAUAUGCUGAACAACAACUGAACACAGCCAAUGCAGGUACAGAAUACUACGAGAAUUUGUGUAUGCGUGGUGUAAAUCAGUCAAUUGGUCGUGCUAUUCGUCAUCGAGGUGAUUAUGCGACUAUCAUCUUAAUUGACAAAAGAUAUGCUACACCUCGAAUUUGUAACAAACUGCCAAAAUGGAUUGGCGAUCAUGUAGAGCACAUUGACACAUUUGGUAAAAUAAUGGGAAAGGCUUCAAAAUUCUUUAGAGAAAAGCAAAUUUUAUAAACAAACUGUAUUAUACCCUAUUUAUUUUUUAUAUUACGCAUCCACAGAUGCAUAUGAGGCGUGCCUGCUUCAUCAAAAAUAUUGCCAUCGUCUUUUUCAAGCACAAACCCCACUUUUUGAAGACCACGCGCAUCUCCAAGUACAGUGCCUCCAUCCUUAAACCUUAUAAACCUUGAUUUCAUUUCAAAUCUUUUGUAAUUUUAAAGGCCUGUUCUGUGCCGAGUUCAAUUUGCUCAAAUCUAUUUUUGUGUGAUCAUCUUCAUGUCACAAACAAGAUAUAAAAAACACAAUUAGCCACUCAUUCCCUUUUCUUUCUUUUAUACAUAUAUUUUAUCUUUAAAC
This is a messenger RNA of Gilbertella persicaria, 3229 nucleotides long. RefSeq names its product helicase C-terminal domain-containing protein. Gene Ontology annotation, biological process: establishment of sister chromatid cohesion; nucleobase-containing compound metabolic process. The transcript has 10 exons. The record is from RefSeq and is a predicted model, not a curated record. The coding region runs from base 374 to 2887 and encodes 837 amino acids. Gene Ontology annotation, molecular function: ATP binding; DNA binding; hydrolase activity, acting on acid anhydrides, in phosphorus-containing anhydrides. Gene Ontology annotation, cellular component: nucleus. Lineage: Eukaryota; Fungi; Mucoromycota; Mucoromycetes; Mucorales; Choanephoraceae.